GCCACAAUCAAUCUCAACACUUUCUACAACAUUCUCCCCAUACCAAGGCUCGUCGUCAAAAUGGCGUCACAGUCAGGCAUGGUCAACCAGGCCAUCUUCCAGGACCUGCAGGCGCGCAUUGAUGAGGACACAGCGGUCAAGGACGAGCUGCGAGACAUCAUCCAGGCGCUUGAGAAGCACAACCGCAAUGUCUCUUUCGUGCUUUCAAGAGCCCAUUCUACACCCGUCGCUGACUUGGCUGAGGUCCUCAAAGCUGCUCAAGAGCCCGUUGACAAUGUUGUUGAUACAGUGUCCAAGCUGUCGCAAGCUGCGUCGAAGAUGCCAUACUACAAGUUCAACAACAUGUGGAGUCGGCAGAUGCAGGGCGCUUGUGAGAGUGCGCUCAUCUGGGGCUGGCUCGGCGGUUACAAGUACGAGGGUGGUGAUGUUCAAUGCGGACGACUUUUGACCAUCGAGGAGCUUGGCGAGAUUUUCAAGAUUCCAGUCAAUCUCAAAGACCGUGACGAGUUCCAUCUCUCCCUCGAAGAGUACCUCCAGUCCCUCAUCACACUCGUCGAAGAGCUAACCCGCCUCGCACGUAACGCCGUCACUCUGGGUGAUUACGAGCGUCCACUUCUCAUCAAUCAAUUCGUUAAGGACUUGCACGCGGGCUUUCAGAUGCUUAACCUCAAGAACGACAGCUUGCGCCGCCGUAGCGAUGGGCUGAAGUACAGGGUCAAGGAUGUGGAGGACGUAGUCUACGACCUGUCACUCAGGAACUUGGUACCGAAAAAGGGCGAUCAGAAGCAGUAGGUAGAUCAUCAAGGACACGUUCUUGCGAAUAGUCUAGUCCAACAGGUCCGGGCUGUAAGAAAUGAAUGAAAUAACGUGCCACAAGAAAA
Molecule: messenger RNA, 881 nt
Organism: Pyrenophora tritici-repentis Pt-1C-BFP
Lineage: Eukaryota; Fungi; Ascomycota; Dothideomycetes; Pleosporales; Pleosporaceae
Product: translin
Biological process (GO): RNA metabolic process
Cellular component (GO): nucleus; cytoplasm
Molecular function (GO): RNA binding; single-stranded DNA binding; sequence-specific DNA binding
Source: RefSeq, a predicted model, not a curated record